Messenger RNA from Oryzias latipes (Japanese medaka), 897 nucleotides. RefSeq names its product PSMC3 interacting protein (gene psmc3ip). The record is from RefSeq and is a predicted model, not a curated record. Gene Ontology annotation, biological process: homologous chromosome pairing at meiosis; meiotic strand invasion involved in reciprocal meiotic recombination; meiotic joint molecule formation. Lineage: Eukaryota; Metazoa; Chordata; Actinopteri; Beloniformes; Adrianichthyidae. Gene Ontology annotation, molecular function: recombinase activator activity; double-stranded DNA binding. Gene Ontology annotation, cellular component: DNA recombinase auxiliary factor complex; condensed nuclear chromosome.
UCUUUAUAUAUAGUCGAUCAUCUCCAUGACGCAAAAUUCGCGCGAAACUUGAUCGAGGAAGCUAAAGAGAAGCCAGCGUCGUUAAAGAUGAGCAAAAAGGAUAACGGUGCGACACUCAUCCUUGCCUACCUGAAUGAGAAGAACCGGCCCUACAGCGCGCAGGAUGUCUUCUGUAACUUGCAGAAGCAGCAUGGUUUGGGGAAAACGGCUGUGGUCAAGGCCAUGGAGCUCCUGGCUCUGGAGGGGAAGAUCAAGGAGAAAACCUACGGGAAGCAAAAGAUCUACUUCGCAGAUCAGUCUCAGUUCAAAGACGUGAACGAUGCAGACCUGAAGGCAAUGGAUCAUGAGAUCUCGGCUCUCUGUGCAGAGGUUCAGUCCGUCACACAAAGCUGCAGGGAGUUAGACGCAGAGCUGAAGGAGCUGAACAGUUCCCUCACAACAGAAGAAAUGGUCGCCGAGAUCCAGCAGCUGAAAACCGAAUGCUCUGGGUACAGAGAGCGUUUGGAGAAGAUCAAGUCGGCAUCAAAUCACGUCACACCCGAGGAGAAGGAGAAGGUUUACAAGGAGAGGGAUGUUUACGUUAAAGAGUGGAGGAAGAGGAAGAGACUGGCUUCAGACAUGAUGGAUGCAAUCCUGGAGGGAUAUCCAAAGAGCAAAAAGGAAUUCCUGGAUGAAGUUGGAGUGGAGACUGAUGAAGACUGUAAGGUGGUUUUUCCAAAUACCUGAGCAAAAGGAUGGAUUGUGAAGCUACUAAACUAGGAAAACAAAUCUGAUGUUUAAUUUAUAAAUGUGGUUUUUGAAUAAAUAGUACAUGUUUACUCAACAUUAGAAUAAAAACAAGCCAAUGUUAUGGCAUUUUUUAGUUGAAAAUGAAAAUAAAAACAACUAUUUGUAGCA